AAGAAGGCUGUUAGAAGGCCAUACAUCUCAAAGUAGAACGGACAACGCAGUUUCCGGUUUUCGCUGGCUGAUGAGUUUUUCAGCUUCUCUCUUGAUUUUGCUGAUGUCAUGAGUUGUCGAGGGUUAUUCUUCAGUGAAAGAAAUUAAACUACACAGGCGAUAUAAAUGUUUCUACGAGAAGUUUGUGCACAGCUACUGAGUUUUACUUUUGGGAUCGGUUCAGCCCUGCCAGCUACAGCUGCAGCUACGUCAGCCAACCCUCUUGCCUUCACCACAGCCACAGCUGCAGCUACUCCAGCUAAACCUACUUUCGCCACAUUAGGGAGCAACUCUUGUUUUUCACUUCCAGUUGUGCCGAAGGUGGAAUCCACUGAAACGGGUCUUGGAGACUUGAAAUCUAGAUUUGCAGCUUCUCCAGCCCAUAGUGCUAAUGCCAAGGCAGAGGACACUAAAGGUGCUUUCAACAGUGUCAGUUCAACAGGUGCAAGGAGUAAGAAGGCUUUUACUUUCACAGCAGUUCAUCCAAAGUUGGACUCUCCAUGGAGAGAUGUGGAGUGGACAGAAGAGCGAAAGAUGAGUCUGAUGAAGAGUGUCGGCUCCUACAGACCGAGCUGUGAGUAUGUGACUCAGGCCCGGAUUCUCCUCCUGGGGCCAGUCGGUUCUGGAAAGUCCAGCUUCAUCAGUUCAGUCCAGUCUGUGUUUAAUGGAAGAGUCACCAACCGAGCCAUGGUGGGCUCCUCUUCAACCAGCUUCACCAAGAAGCUGCAGUCCUUCAACAUCCGUGGUCAGAAGGGAGAAGAUCCUACUGGGCUGGUGUUGUGUGAUAUUAUGGGCCUGGGAGAUGGAGAAAUGACUGGACUGACCCUCCAUGACAUCCUGUCCGUUAUUAAAGGCCAUGUUCCUGAGGGACACAAAUUUAGCUCAGAUCAGCCAGUGAGGUCAGAGACCAUAGGCUAUGUGAAGAGGCCAAACUUUAAAGACAAAAUCCAUUGUGUGGCCUUUGUGGUGGAUGCCACUGAAAUCCUGACCUACCCCAAAGGCCUCAGCACCACCUUCCAGCAGCUCCGAGAACACAUCAGUGACCUGGGUGUUCACCAGGUGGCGCUGCUGACUCACAUUGACCAGAUUUGUCCAGAAACAGCCAAAGACGUCACCCAGGUUUAUAAGAGCGGCAUCAUUCAGGAGAUGAUGAGUAAAGCUGGAGCUCUGCUAGGUAUGUCCACCUCCUACAUGGUCCCUGUGAAGAACUACUCGUCAGAGGUGGACCUGAAUAUGAACACCGACAUACUGCUUCUCAGUGCUGUCGACCACAUCCUGCAGUAUGUUGACCUGUAUUUCCAGGACAACACACCACAAUACACAGGUCCAAAGAUAGACCAUAGCCUACUCCUGAGAGUGAACUGCCAGCCUGACACACCCACACCACACUACAAGCUGCCCUCAGUGACUGUGGAACGUGGGCGCCAGUCCUCUUCUAUCUCAAGGAGAAGGAGAUCAACAGUUUAUUCAGUGUCUUUUACACAGCCAGCAGACCGACUGUCCACUAUGAACUCCAAGCUAACCAGAAGCCAGCACAAAACCAUCUGCUCCCAGCUGGGAAGAGUCAAACUACAGCUGCUGUACAAAGCCAGCACCCAUGGUUUCACCGGGGCAGCCUUCCACCAACGAUGUGACAACCACUCUCCUACAGUGUCUGUGGGAUACAACGCCUCUGGUUUUGUGUUUGGAGGCUAUACUAAGCAACCUUUCAGUCUGUCUGGUCAGUAUGCGCAUGAUGACCGGGCCUUCCUUUUCACCUUCAGUGGAGAAAAACUCAUUAAGUAUCCAGUCGCUACUCCUGGAAAUGCAGUGAGAAUGAUUGCAAAUGCUGGUCCAUAUUUUGGAGAAGCACUGGUUCUUGUCAAUGGAAGCAAAGCAGUGGUGCAUAGCAAUCCAGGACAAUACUACAACUUCCCUCCUGCAGAAAUGCAUGGCAAUAACCUGAACCUGACUGAGUGUGAAGUCUAUGAAGUUGAAGAAACCACAGAACUUGAGAAACCAUGGAGGACAGUAAUCUGGGAACCUGAGAAGAGGCAUGAGCUGAUAGAGAGUAUUAAGGCAUACAAGCCCACAGUCGACUCUGUGUCCCAGGCUCGAAUCCUGCUCAUUGGAUCAGUUGGAGCUGGAAAGUCUAGUUUCUUUAAUUCCAUCAACUCUGUGUUCAGAGGCCACGUCACCGGCCAGGCCAUGGCUGGUAGCUCCACCACCAGCCUCACCACGCAGGUUAGUCCUCUGAGGGCUGGAAGCACACGGGCGGGGCUUAAUAUAGAUGACAUCAGCGGUAUCCUUAAAGGUCACCUGCCAGACCGUUAUCAGUUCAACCCCUCUGCUCCUCUGCAUUCGGACACCCACGGCUACCGUAAGUCUUCGAGGCCUAAGGACAAGAUCCACUGUGUGGUCUAUGUCAUUGAUGCCUGCAAGAUCUCCAUCAUGCCCACAAAGCUGGGGGAAAAGCUGGAAGCUAUCCGCAGAAAAAUCAACUUAAUGGGGAUUCCUCAGCUGGUCCUGCUCACUAAAGUUGACGAAGCUUGCCCUCUGGUGGCAGACGAUGUGAGAAACGUUUACAAGAGUGUCUACAUUAAGGACAUGAUGCAGGAGGCCGGUGCUCGGCUUGGUGUGCCAUUGUCCUGUGUUGUCCCAGUGAGGAACUACAGUGAGGAGCUGGAGUUGGACCUGAACUGCGACAUCCUGCUGCUCAGCGCCAUCAUCCAGAUGCUUCGUUUUGCUGAUAAUUACUUCGAUGAGAUCAGUGACCAGUUCAGCAGCCUUAAAACCAAAGAGUAGAGGGUACUGUGUAGCCGGUAUAAUAACCUGAGCAACUAUAAAGAAACGUCCCUUACACUGAUCCAUCUAUAUACUAACAGGUCAUCCUGAGUUAGCAGGGAAGCUCAGAAUUCUUCUCUGAAACCCGGUGCACCUCUUCCUCUGAAAGUCUGAAUACAUUGACUCAUUUAUUUGGAUAUUUCAUCACAAGUUAACAUUUAUCUUCACUCCAUUAUCACAUUAUUAACCUUUGCAUCAUCAUAUUUUUGUUCAGCUUCAGUUACAAAGGCCAUUUAUCAGAACUAAUCUGCACUACCUUCUUAAAUCUUAUUUAGGUGGCCAGAGAAGAAUGAUAAUAUUUGAACCUGAAUCGCACCAAAUGAUAGCUCCAGUCUGGAAAUGGGAGUCUUAGUCCUCUAAAAAAGAGAGCUGUGCACAUUUACCUUUGCCCUGGUAUCAUCAUCUACAGUAUUCUUUCAUAUAGUGUUGAUGUUGCAUUAAUGUUGCAAAUAUUUUCAUCUAGGACUGAGUUUUGACAAAUUUGGUAAAGUAUUUACACAAAACAUUUCAUUUGUGAUUUUGCAUUUAUCCAAAGUGUUUGUGACAUUUUGGUCUUAAGUUAUUCCAGACCAUGUUUUCACCCAUGUGUUUUUUCCUACCAGGAAAACAAUUUUCUCAGAUCUUUGUAUUGGAAGAGAAAAUUGCAAUUAUUGUUAUGUUGUGUGUCCUUUGAGUUUUCAAUGAAAAUAAAGUUCUUGUUAUUGGCCAGAGUCUGUGGAGAAUUAUUAGAAACUUAAAACUAUUUGAACCCAUUUUUAAGUGGGGGUGGGCUUAGUGCCCAUUGGCCACCUCGGUGACAUUUGACUGACAAGCGGCCUUGCGUCACUUCAAACCGGAAGCAACCCCGAAAGAAAAACAAAUUUGCCGUGUGUGCCAGGCGAGCAACAUUCAGUGGGGAAAAUAAAUAGAAUAAAUGAAUGUAUUAACGCUAUUAGCGUUUGUAUCUGGUUUGGCACCAUGAAGAUAAAUGAGAACACUACUGGAGGGACACAAAGUUGUGUUGGUUCCUUACAAUGCAAACCACGUGCCCAGGUAUCACGAAUGGAUGAAGUGUCCUGAGUUGCAGCAUCUGAGCGCCUCAGAGCCACUGACCCUGGAACAGGAGUACGACAUGCAGGGUAGCUGGAGGGAAGAUGAUGACAUGCACAUUCAUCAUCUUGGAUAAGCAGCAAUGGGCAGAUCCCAGUAUAGAAGAGGAACAGUGCACAGUGGGAGAUGUCAACAUGUUCCUGACUGAGCCAACAGACCUCUCCUUGGCUGAGCUGGAGAUCACGAUAGCAGGUGAUGCCCAGUGUGUUUAUCUUAAAAGUGAGUCAAAAUCAAAGGCUGAACAAAUAUCUACAGUCAGCCUGAGUGGUGGUUUGUACAUCUGUCAUUUCCUCUGUACAUCUCUUUAUGUCUGGACACUGUAUUCACCUUGUUUUCUACAGAGCCCAUUUACAGAGGCAUGUGCACUGGGAAGGAGGUGACACACAUGAUCUAAUUCGGGGGGUGGGG
This is a messenger RNA of Monopterus albus (swamp eel), 4359 nucleotides long. RefSeq lists its product as uncharacterized. The record is from RefSeq and is a predicted model, not a curated record. Lineage: Eukaryota; Metazoa; Chordata; Actinopteri; Synbranchiformes; Synbranchidae. Gene Ontology annotation, biological process: immune response.